Brettanomyces nanus is the source of this 2376-nucleotide messenger RNA. RefSeq lists its product as uncharacterized. The record is from RefSeq and is a predicted model, not a curated record. Gene Ontology annotation, molecular function: RNA binding. Bases 1 to 2376 code for a protein of 791 amino acids. NCBI's taxonomy places the organism in Eukaryota, Fungi, Ascomycota, Pichiomycetes, Pichiales, Pichiaceae. The transcript has a single exon.
AUGGGCACUACAGAAUCUCGGUCGAAGAAACCCACACAUGAUCUUUUUGCUGAAUCAUCCAACGUGGAUGAAACUUUUAGGUUGGCCAGGAAAUUGGCAAGUGAGGAGCCAGAGUACGCUGAUUCUCUCUCAGAAGAAGAAGAAGAUGGGGUAGCUACUGCUCCUACUACUGCCGUGACAAAUGAGCAAGAUGUCAAGAAAGAAGGGCAGGGAAUAUAUGACAGUAGCGGUAACGCAGAAUUCAAAGGAAGCGAUACCGAUUACGAGACUGAUGCCACUUUCGGCAACAUCAAAGAACCCACUAGUCCAGUUGUUGGAGAAUCCAAAAAUACUGAUAGCGAAAUAAAUGACGAUUCACUAACAACGGAGGACAAAAUCCUUCUUUCAUUUGAAGAAGAUUCCGAAAGCAAAACAAGGGGUAUUAGUAGAGAGAGUAGUACCAAUGGUAGUACCAGCGGCAGUGGCAAUGAGAGCGCAGUAAAGCUAAAAGGUCAUAGACUCUACUCUCUAGAGAAAAAAGAAGAAAGAAAGCCACGUGGUCGUCCCUCGGCGUGUAUAUUUGUCGCUAGUUUAUCUUCUGGCCUUUCGGAUGAUGUUCUAUGUCAAUCAGUUACUAGUCAUUUCGCCCAGUGGGGUAAAAUUACUCUUGUCAAGGUUUUAAGAGACCCAGCAAAUAGACCCUAUGCUUUUGUUCAGUAUGACACCGAAAAAGAGGCCAAAACAGCCAUUUCUGAGGGUCAGCAUUCCAUAUUGAAUGGAAGAACUGUUCGCUGCGAGAGAGCCAGAGUUAAUCGAACCCUUUAUCUUCAAAUGAAUGAUAAAGGUGUGUCCGCCAAAAGACUCUGCAAAUUCUUGGAAGCAUUUGGAGAGGUGGAAAGAAUGGUAGCGGUUGAUCAAAACUUUGAGGCACUUCCAUCUCAAAAGGGUCCUUCCAAGAACUGGUUCGCAAAAUUUGUGUUCCGCCAGGAUGCCAUUAGUGCCUUUGCCAAUCUGAAAACAAAAGCAGCCUGGUGUAUCGAAUGGGCACAGAACUUAGAAGACGAAUACGACGACAUUCCAGAUGUCACCAUCGAUAGGUUCUCAAUCUUUGUUGGUCAUCUUGAUCCAAGAAUCAGCAGACAGGAAGUGGUUGAAAGAUUUGAAACGCAUGGAAUGAUUAAAGAAGCUAUUCUAGUGAACAGGCCGCUAAACAACUUCGCCUUUAUCAAGUUCAAAGAAAAGGAAUCUGCUGCCUCGGCCGUAGAAGCAGAAAAUCAUGCCCUGUUCAAAUACCAAACAAUUCAUGUUCAGUAUAGGGAGCUGUACAACAACUAUAGGAAAAAAUAUGCGGGGCUCUCCUCCCAUCGGUUGAAUUUGGCACCUCCUCCUAUCAAUUUCAGGAAAAAGUACUCGUUUGGGUCUACCGAUAGCAGACCAGGCUUAAGGAAAAGAAGCAUUUAUCCUUACAGAGAUGAUAUGGCAAGAGGACUUGGGAUGGGAAGUCGGCUCGCUCAUAAUGCAUUACCAGUAGGGGCCAUUUCGCAGCAGAAAUCAAACUUCAGGAGCAUUUCGGGGGGUGGACUGGCCCCCAACUGCAUCGUUGAUUCUCCCGGUGAAAUCCAAUCAUAUGCUAUGUCGGCGGGGGGUGCUAGAAAUAGCAUAGAUGACAAGGGAAGGUUGAAGCGUUUCAGUUUCACAAAAGUUGGUAACUCCUCUAAUGCAUCAACAAAGAUUGCAGGGCUCUCUAUAAAUCCUUUCCUGCCUGUCGAUGAGGAUUCUUCUAAAGCAAAUGGGAGCAAUGCGGGAUCACCUCUUGCCGCUAAUAGGGAGAUCUAUCAAGACAGCGACACCAUCAGGAGUAAUGCGACAACGUGUUCAGGAAGUGCCACGAAGUCUGGUUAUACGUACAGCACAGUUGAUGGCAGAGAAAGUAUGAACUCUGAAUUGCUUGAAGAAAUGAGUCAGCAGCAAUAUCCCCAACCGGGACCAUAUAACAUGCCUUAUUAUUACAUACUGCCAACAAAGGAUAUGGGAUAUAUGGGAGGUCAAUUUCCGACAAUGAUGCCGCCACUCAAAAAUCCUCCGGAAACAGAGGAAGCCUCAAAGGGGGGCAUUAGAGCAGUUUCAUCAAUGGCAUCGGUGCCUCGAACGGCAAAUUCGUCAACAUCUCCAGGAUAUUACAUCCCCUAUGCAGGAUUUUCUCAAUCACCUGGGGUAGCACCACCUCCAAUGUAUCCAUAUUAUCUCUAUUAUAACAACUGCGCACCUGGAAGCUCAUUGGAGAGUAAUAUAGCAGUGCCGGGCGAUCCAAGGGUGGUGCUGCAUCAACAGCAGGAUCCACAACAUGAAAAUCAGCAUCAGCAAAAACAGCAGAAGCAGAAGCUUGAAGGCAUGUAA